CAUUUCAUUCCUCUAGAUGGCAGCACACAGCACAAAUGUGUUCUGACCUGCCGUGAGCAUCAGAUGAAGAAGUUAGCAUUAGGUUUAGUGUGUGCUGCUAAAUCACAACGUACAGAGGAGCAGUCGGGAAAGCCUUCAGUUUAUAGAAAUAAGCAUUUGUUUUCAUAUUAAUGUGUAUUGAUUUCGGAAUUUUUCACAAGGAACCACCUAAGGAAGGCCGAGAAGACUCAAGGACGUUAGAGGCUUGAGAGAUUUGACAAUCAGUCCCUUUGGUCUGCCCAGUUACAGUCUUCUUGUUACCCGUUUGCCAGGAGUUAUUUUCUACAGUCCGAGGAAACAUGAGCUUUCUUUUUGGAAACCGUUCAUCCAAGACGUUCAAGCCCAAGAAGAACAUCCCAGAGGGUUCUCAUCAGUACGAGCUGUUGAAACAUGCAGAGGCUACGCUGGGAAGUGGAAACUUACGGAUGGCGGUCAUGUUGCCUGAGGGUGAAGACUUAAAUGAAUGGGUCGCAGUCAACACUGUGGAUUUCUUCAACCAGAUCAACAUGCUGUAUGGCACGAUCACAGACUUCUGCACAGAGGAAAGCUGCCCAGUCAUGUCUGCUGGGCCGAAGUAUGAGUACCACUGGGCUGACGGCACCAACAUCAAGAAGCCCAUCAAAUGCUCAGCUCCCAAGUACAUUGAUUACCUCAUGACCUGGGUGCAAGACCAGCUGGAUGACGAGACACUUUUCCCUUCGAAGAUCGGCGUCCCCUUUAAGCGAAACUUUAUGUCCGUGGCGAAAACCAUUCUGAAGCGCCUGUUCAGGGUCUACGCCCACAUCUACCACCAGCACUUUGACUCUGUCAUGCAGCUGCAAGAGGAGGCCCACCUCAACACGUCAUUCAAACACUUCAUCUUUUUUGUUCAGGAGUUCAACCUCAUUGACAGGAAAGAGCUGGUUCCACUACAGGAUCUGAUUGAAAAACUGACAACCAAGGAUAGAUAAAAAAAAGUGGUGUAAUCCUUAUUUUAUUGAUCUUCUAGUUUUUGCACAGAUACCCACCCCGCCCUGGCUGUAUGUAUGCAGUAUACUAUAUUUCCAUUUGGGGAAAUGUUUUUAAUAAGGCCAGGAAGAAGGAAGGGUCUUGAUAGGUUUAAGGCACCAAGACUAAUGCUAUCAGGGAUUAUACUGUAGAAUUAAUUAAACAAAACACAGACUUACAUAUUAGACAAAAUGGUUUUAGUCAUAUGGAAAAAUCCCCAGUAUUCAGUCACAGCUUACAUAGUACAGACAUAUCUUCAUUAGUUUUUUAUUAGAGAACACUAUUGUUUCUCACUGGGGUUUAUGGUAACAAGGCAUUUCCAUGCUCUUAGAUUCCUAUUUCCAAGUCACCUGCAGGGGAGAAUAGUGCGAAAGCAAAGUUACUGUAU
Messenger RNA from Monopterus albus (swamp eel), 1414 nucleotides. RefSeq names its product MOB kinase activator 1B. Bases 339 to 989 code for a protein of 216 amino acids. The transcript is spliced from 6 exons. NCBI's taxonomy places the organism in Eukaryota, Metazoa, Chordata, Actinopteri, Synbranchiformes, Synbranchidae. The record is from RefSeq and is a predicted model, not a curated record.